Molecule: messenger RNA, 1263 nt
Organism: Ananas comosus (pineapple)
Lineage: Eukaryota; Viridiplantae; Streptophyta; Magnoliopsida; Poales; Bromeliaceae
Product: cold shock protein CS66-like
Exons: 4
Coding region: 1-1038 (345 amino acids)
Biological process (GO): response to water
Source: RefSeq, a predicted model, not a curated record
AUGGCGGAGUACGGUCACCACGGAGGACGCCGCGUCGACGCCUACGGCAAUCCGAUUCCGGAGUCGUAUAACACGACCGGCACCGCCACCGGUGCCCACGGGACGACCGGCGUCGGACCUUACGGGACGGCGCACCCGCAGGGGGGAGUGGCAGGGGCUGCGGGCGGCGGCGGCCACGGGCAGCUGAUGCCGGGAAGAGAGCGCGGCCACCGCCGCUCCGGCAGCAGCUCGAGCUCGAGCUCGUCGGAGGACGACGGGAUGGAAGGGAGGAGGAAGAAGGGCAUGAAGGAGAAGAUCAAGGAGAAGAUGCCCGGCGGCCACAAGACAGCUGACGACGAGCACCGCUACGCCGGCCAGACUGCACCGAUGACGACGGCGACUGCGCCGCCGACUGCUGCAGAAGGCUGCCAGGGGAGGAAGGGCAUGAUGGAGAAGAUCAAGGAGAAGCUGCCUGGAGGAGGCCANAUAUAUGCUUUGAGGAAAAUAAUUUCGUUGCGCUUACUUGUACGGAAAUAUAUUUUAAAAAAAAAUAUGUCGUCGGAGUACGGUCAACAUGGAGGACGCCGCGUCGAUGAGUACGGCAAUCCAAUUCCGGGGGUGUAUAAUGCGACCGGCGCCGGCCCCGGUGCCCACGGGACGACCGGCGUCGGACCUUACGCGACCGGCGCCGGCACCGGUGCCCACGGGACGACCGGCAUCGGACCUUACGGGACGGCGCACCCACAGGGGGGAGUGGCGGCCGCGGGCGGCGGCGGCCAUGGGCAGCUGAUGCCGGGGACCGAGCGCGGCCACCGCCGCUCCGGCAGCGGCUCCAGCUCGAGCUCGUCUGAGGACGACGGAAUGGGAGGGAGGAGAAAGAAGGGCAUAAGGGAGAAGAUCAAGGAGAAGAUGCCCGGCGGCCACAAGACCGAGGACGAGCACGGCUACGCCGGCCAGACUGCACCGGUGACGACGCCGGGGACGGCGGCAGAAGGCGGGCACGAGAAGAAGGGCUUGAUGGACAAGAUCAAGGAAAAGCUGCCUGGAGGAGGCCACUAGUUAAGUUUUUGUGCAUAAAAAUCCAAGUUUCAAUAAUGGUGCAUGCAUGUUUUGAAGUGCAUGUUUUGAAUUGUCUAAGUUUGUGUUAAUUUGUGAGAGUAUUUGCUUUUUUUUUUGUGUUUGUGAGAAUAAAGGAGUGUGUGGGUGGGUCUAUGUACUCUUGUAUGUUGCUUCUAAGAAGCUUCUACAAAUUCUUUAAUUUGGGAUCUCAUGUUUCGUGAUUCA